AUGCCAUGCCAUCCUGCACCGCCCGCCAAGCCUGCACCGCCCGCCAAGCCUGCACCACCCGCCCCGCUCGCCCCACUCUCCUCGCUCUCGCCCUCCUUCCGCCCCGCAGAGUUCCGCGACGGCUCGUGGUUCGCCCGCCUCGUUGUCACCCUCCUCUCGUCCACCCUUCCGCCACCGGAGGCCCGGGCGCAUAGGAGCACCGUCCUCCGGGCCGCCACUCCGCUCGCCGAGCGCGAUGCCGCCGCAGAGCCCAUCAUCACCGCCGCCUGCCGCAAGGUGGUCCUCUGCGGCGCCUCGUCUGCCGCCGCCUCCACUGCUGCAUCCGCCGCCGCCUUGGGCACCGGCUUGCUCGCAGCAGGCGCCGCCUACUCGGCCGUCGGCACCGCACUCGCCGCAGAAAUGGUCCUUACCACACAGAUCCAGGUCGGCAUGGUCAUGGACCUCGCUCUCAACUACGGGUACGACUUUGAGGACACCGCCACCCCGAGCCUGCCCGAGGCGCUUAUCCUCCGCAUGUACCACCUUGCCACCUCGGGCCUCGGCCUCUACGAUCCCGAGGGCCCGUUCAACCUCUCAGCCGCAGACGUCCGCCGCUCGUUUGUGCGCGCCGCCGCGGGCGAUGAACAUGCGCUGUUGCAUGUCUCGUCCCGCGUCUUCUCGCUCGUCGCCAAGCCCAUCGGCGUCAAGCUCGUCGAGAUGACCAUGCUCAAGUCGGCCGUGCCCAUUGUCUCACUCCUUGCCUCCUCGGGAUGGUCGUACUUUUCCACGCAAGCCAUCGGCCACGUCGCGCAGCGCGAGCUCAAGGUCGCCUCGUUUGUCUCCAAGACCGUCCGCGCUCUCGUCGCCGCCGCCCCGCAGUUAGCUGCCUCGCAGCCGCUGCAGAUCGUCCUCUUCUCGGCCCUCCUCUCCGCCGCUCUUCUUGACGGCUCGGUCUUUCCCUUUGAGGCCGCUGUCUACGACGCCUUUGUCCGCGCCCUCUCGCCCUCGCCGGACAUCUGGCCCCACGUCGACUACCUCGUCUUUGGCGCUUUGCCGGGCGCCAAUGCUGCCAUCGAUGAAGACUUUGUUCUUGUCGGCACUCCGCCGGCCUCGUCGUCCACAAGCUCCACCCCAUCGUCGGUCUCCUCCUCGUGCUGCCUCACCGCCGCCGAGCUCUCCGGCUCAGACUCGUGGAUUAUUGUCGACGACCCGUUCGACGCCUAUGUCACCCGCCUCGAGACCCUUGCCGCCUCGCACCUCCCGGCCCUCGCCGACAAACGCCUGUGGAACUCGCCGUUUGACGUCCACGCCAUUCUCACCGGCCUCUAUCUCAUGGCCCACGCCGGCGGCGGCCUCGGCGCAUCGGCAGGCCUCGGCUCGACCGAGCCUGAGCCUGGAUCGUCGGUCCUCGACCUCAAGCUGGAGUUCCUCCGCUCCAUGCGCGCCUACCUUCCCGCCUUUGACGUGCCCAUUUCACCGCUCACCCUCUCGCUGGCGUCGAGCGCAACCCUACCGACAGACCCAACGGCGCUGCAGCAGCUCAUCCGCGACCGCGGCGUCCGCUGCCCAAAGUGUGGCGUCCUUGUCGUCGACCUUCAGUCGGUCACCCUCCCGCACUCGCCCGACUGCGCGCUUUGCAACUUUGAGCGUGAGCUCAAGGCCACCUUCCGCCCCUCGCCCACACUCCUCGCUCUGGCCAAGGCCGCCCUUGACAGGCAGCUCCGCGCCGCCAUCACCGACGACCAGGUCGAGACCGUCCGCCGUAUUCAGUCAGCUGUCCGUGCGCUCUCGGUCGACCCGCUCGACAUCGCCCUCUUUGCCGACGACAUCUCACUCACUGUCGCCCGCACCUCCGAGUCCAUUCAGGCCUCGGCGCUCGGCUCGAUCGCCGUCGCUGCUGCAGACGCUGCCCUCGAGGGCACCUCGCUCCUUGUCGCCACUGCUGCAGACACCACUGUCUACGCCGCAGACACCGCUCUUUGCUGGUCCGCUGCCAUCGGUGACUCGGUCGCCGCCGCCGCAGACUACCUCUACGCCUCGGUCACCGGCUCGACCCGCUACCGCCCGCUCCAUCUCACCGAUGUCUUUACCGACGCUGUCUCUUCGCUCAACGAGCUCUGAGCCGCCGCUCUCAGAUCGAGAGCUGCGUGUAGCCCGACGUGUCCGAGCUCAUUCGCGGCUUGCCCAUCCGCAGCUUGGCCGAGUACGCCUGGAUGAGCGCCGGCAGCGAGUCGUAGAACGUGUGGCCCUGGUCGCCCGUGUAGCCGCGGCCAGGCGCAGAGUACAGCUUGGACUGGAUAACCGCGCCACGCGAGUCGAUGUACGCCACCACAAAGCCGCCGGACGUCGACUCAGAGACACGGACCAGGAACUCGCCCGGCGCCGCGUUGGUCAGCACCCGCGCCGUCUGAUCCUUGUUGAUAAAUCCAUGGAACCAGAGGUUCGA
Messenger RNA from Thecamonas trahens ATCC 50062, 2425 nucleotides. RefSeq lists its product as uncharacterized. NCBI's taxonomy places the organism in Eukaryota, Apusomonadida, Apusomonadidae. The record is from RefSeq and is a predicted model, not a curated record. Bases 1 to 2100 code for a protein of 699 amino acids. The transcript is spliced from 2 exons.